GGCGAGUCUGCACAGUGAGCCCAGGACCACCGAGGCCAUUUUAUUAUUAUAACAGAAAAAGCUGCAGGUGCGUCGAUAUUUUAUACACACAUAUGUGUAUAUUUUCUCAGUCGCAGACUCGAGGCACAAUGGGACAGUGUGGAAUUACGUCGUCGAAAACCGUCUUGGUUUUCCUCAACCUCAUAUUCUGGGCUGCAGCUGGAAUUUUGUGCUACAUCGGAGCCUAUGUGUUCAUCACGUAUGACGACUACGACCACUUCUUUGAAGAUGUGUACACUUUGAUCCCCGCCAUCAUAAUAAUAGGCGUCGGGACCCUCCUCUUCGUCAUCGGCUUGAUCGGCUGCUGUGCAACUAUACGUGAAAGCUCCUGUGGACUGGCAACUUUUGCAGCCAUUCUCCUGCUCGUAUUUGUUACAGAGUGUGUGGUGGUGGUGCUGGGCUACAUAUACAGGGCAAAGGUUGAAAAUGAGGUGAAUCACUCCAUCCAGAAGGUUUACAACGAGUACAAUGGCACCAACACUGAUGCCCCCAGCCGCGCUAUUGACUAUGUGCAGAGGCAGCUUCACUGCUGUGGCAUUCACAACUACUCUGACUGGAGGAACACCCGCUGGUUUAAAGAGUCCAAGAACAACAGUGUCCCGGUCAGCUGCUGUCAGCCCAGCAUCAGCAACUGUACUGGCACUCUCACUCGACCAUCAGAUCUCUACCAAGAGGGUUGUGAAGCUCUUGUUGUGAAGAAGUUAAAGGAGAUCAUGAUGUACGUCAUAUGGUCUGCAUUGACUUUUGCAUCUAUACAGAUGCUGGGAAUGCUCUGUGCCUGCGUGGUGCUGUGCAGGAGGAGUCACGACCCAGCAUAUGAGCUGCUGGUCACAACCAACAGCUACGCAUGAAGAACGAGGCCAGUCAAGCGAAGCACUCAGAAAAUCAAAAGGAGCGUCACCGGAUAUGUCCACAGUAGAUUUCGGCUGUAGUUAUAUAAGCUCAAGCACACCUUGCACAAUUCAUGAUAAAGUAGCGAACACUGACGAAGUGGUUUGGGUGGGGGUGGGGGCGGGGGCGGGGGCUUCAAGGCGAAAAAACAGUUAUUUAUUGACAUACAUUGUAAGUUACUGUUACUUUCUUCUCCUUUUUUCUCUCUUUACUAAUACUGAAAUACUUACAAAAGCCAAAGUUGUGUUUGGCUAAUUGACCUUUGUGAAGUUGAUGUUGAUUUUUAAAAAUGUUAUUCUUUUAGUCGUGGCCUCAUAAAGUUUGGGCACACACCCAGUGAGGAUGAAAUAAUUUGGAGCUUCGGUGUGAAUUACGUUUGGGAGCGUUGAGUGGAAUGUAUUUCCUUGUUAGCUAGUUUGCACUAUGGCUGGAGCUCUGAAGAUAUUCCACGGAUGUUAAAAAGAACAUGUACAGUAUUCCUAAUACCUUGGCUUGACCAGAUAUUGUCGAAAUGGAAAAACUUUUUACCAUAGAAAGAACUAACUCAAUGUUUUUAUCUUUCCUUACAGUGUUUUGUUUGUGUAGCACUUCUGCAGUUGAAAUUAUCAUUUGGUAGAAUGAGUUCUGCAUAUUCACAAAUAUUCAGGAUGUGAGUGAUGCAAAUCAUGUUUUGGUGAGACAUUCCUAAUAUAUAGCUUGUGAACCAACCUUUUAGUCUCCAGUGCUGUUAGUUGGAGUGUUAUCAGUGUUACCUGAAGACGUGUGAUUCAGUUUGUUACAGCCAGAGGAUUCCUUCUGUUUAGUUUGUUAGUUAGGAACCUGCUAUAAAGAAAUAUGAGACAUUGUUUUAUACAUUUUGUGAAAUUGGGCUCUGUUUCAAUAUUUUUGAGCUGUUAAGUUGACCCCUUAAAUAUUUAGCUAGUGCCGAGAUAAAGACAAAAAAAAAAGACCAACAAAAUUGUGUAUAAACGGGAAAAGAGACAGGGGACAAAUAAACUCAUACAUUUUAA
Scophthalmus maximus (turbot) is the source of this 1940-nucleotide messenger RNA. RefSeq names its product tetraspanin-3. Bases 93 to 890 code for a protein of 265 amino acids. Gene Ontology annotation, biological process: regulation of vascular endothelial growth factor signaling pathway; protein maturation; protein localization to plasma membrane. Lineage: Eukaryota; Metazoa; Chordata; Actinopteri; Pleuronectiformes; Scophthalmidae. The transcript has 7 exons. Gene Ontology annotation, cellular component: membrane. The record is from RefSeq and is a predicted model, not a curated record.